Messenger RNA from Aphanomyces astaci, 862 nucleotides. RefSeq lists its product as hypothetical. Lineage: Eukaryota; Oomycota; Saprolegniomycetes; Saprolegniales; Verrucalvaceae. The coding region runs from base 1 to 822 and encodes 273 amino acids. The transcript has 2 exons. The record is from RefSeq and is a predicted model, not a curated record.
AUGCGGCCGACGAUUGCACUUCGGGCUGCUUUGACGAAGCAUGCGAUCGACGGGUGGAAGGCCGAGACAUUUGCCGCCGACCCCGCACGCACAGCGGCGUGGAAGAAGCACGACGAAAAACUGCACCAGUUCCUCAAGGCCUCUGUGCCAGAAGCCUUGGCCCACACUGGCGACGCAGCGUUUGACGAACACUUGAUUGGCGUGCAGUCGGUUCUACGCACGUUUGGCGCCGACGAGGACGUGUGCACUGCUGGUCUGUUUCACUCCCUGUACGGCACUGAGGGAUUCCAAGGAUUCAAGCUGCCCAUCCUUCGUCGACCCGAGAUCCGGCAGCUAAUCGGCCCCCGCGCCGAGCGUCUGGUGUGGCAGUUCUGCGUCGUGGAUCGAAAGGUGUUUGAUGACGCAGUGUUGCUUCGUUCAGACUCGACCUGCCACUUGCCGCCGCAGUUGAUCGCGCGACCAGAGCUCGGUCGGUUCCCGCUACCGGUGGCGUCUUCGACCGCCGACUGGCUCGACUUUGUCGAGUUGGUGCUGGCAGACUGGAUGGACCAAGUGGCCGGGGCUGCGGAGAAGGCCAACCCGCUCUUUUUGUGGCAACAAGGGGACGCCUGGAGCUACCGACGGCUGGCGUACGCGAAGAUGGCGGCCGUGCUGGCCACCCAUCGAAAUGAGGACGGUCGAGGAGCGCAUAUUCAACGCAUUGUACAGGACGUGUAUGCAUCAGAACCCGUGCCCACGAGAGGACUGGUGCAGCAAGUGACCCCGCCUAUGAGCGACGCGGACAAAGAUGCCCGCGAUGCGCUGCGAUCGGUCGAUCUGUAGCCAUCCAUUAAUAUUAGCUAUAUUUGACGGUAUUCUUACG